Messenger RNA from Drosophila serrata, 6148 nucleotides. It is a transcript of the gene Cep290, whose product is annotated as Centrosomal protein 290kDa. Gene Ontology annotation, cellular component: centriolar satellite; ciliary transition zone. Gene Ontology annotation, biological process: non-motile cilium assembly; ciliary transition zone assembly. Lineage: Eukaryota; Metazoa; Arthropoda; Insecta; Diptera; Drosophilidae. The record is from RefSeq and is a predicted model, not a curated record.
AUCUUUGUUGUUGUGGCACCGCUGUCAUGGCAACCGCUCGAAAAUGAAAACCGAACGCACGCCCCGGGAGAGUUGUGUGAAAAAUCGGGAAAAAUUUUCAUUCAGAACGCAAGGAGCCGCCGAGGAGCGAGGCCAUGAACCACAAUCAUGAGCAUGGACAUACCGGAAACCGUAUCCGUGCGCAAGUUCCGCGACUUCUCGGCACGUCAGAAGCAGGAGCUCUACGAGACACUGUUGGAGCUGUCGGAGUCCAUAGAGGAGCUGCCCAAGAAGUCGCUGCGCAAAACCCUAGAGGUCACGCUGGCCGUGCUGGAGUACAAGGGCGAGCAGGUGCAGCGACUGCAGGAACAAAGCGGCACUGCAGGAGCAAUCUCUGACCGCCGCCUGCAGGACGAGAAUGAGAAACUUAAACGAAUGUUGCAGAAGCUAGAAGAUGAGCGCGAUGGGCUGAAAAGCAAGUCCAAGGAGUUAGGGGAGGAAAUUCGUCAGUUGGAGCUGCGCCUUAGGGAGGCCGCCCAGCAGGCCGAUGCCAGCGACAAGGACUCCUCGGAUCCAUUGUCCGAACUGGACAAACAGGAACAGUUGCUCCAGAACAUUGACGCCAAGAAUAAGCACAUCAAGAGGCUGCUGAAAGAAAUAGAGACCCUUCAAAACCAAAACAUAGUUCAAUCCAAGACUAUAGUGGUCCACGAACGUGAACUGCAAAACAUCAAGGCCAAUCUUGUACAGCUUAGCCAGAACAUCAACAAAGUGGAAGAGGAACGAAAGUUACUCAAACAAAAGGAGCAGCAGCAGAUUCUGGAGAUCUCUCGAAUGGAGGGCAAUGUUACCUUCCUGGAGGUAGAACGCGAAAAGCAGGAGUUGGAAAUGCGACAGUUCCUGGACAAGUAUGAGAGCAAGUCACUCAGCUGGAGGCAGGUGCUCGAGGAGCGGGACAAUGAGGUGGAACGUCUGAAGAAACAGUUGGAGGGCAAGAGUACCAACUCAGUGCUGACCACAACAUCCAGCAGCCAGAGUCAACUGGAGGAGGAGCACACUAAAAUGAGACAUCUUUUGGAAUCCCGCGAACAACGCAUUGAAAAGCUGGAAGCUAAGCUCCAAGCGAUGGCCCAGGAGAUGAUCAACUCCACCAAGGUAAUGAAUCAGUUGUCCGUGGAGCGGGAGCGUGCCCAGGAUCCGGAGCAGCCGCGUGCCUGCUGCCAGAUGAUUGAGGAACGCUUACGGGUGGCCAGUGCCCGUAACCAGCAACUCUCCGAGAUGCUAGACGCAGCCGAGCAGGAUAAUGUUCUCAAAUCCAAGCAGGCUAUGCACGCCUUGAGUGCCUUGGAAGCCUACAAGCAGGGUGAGGAUGGCUUGGUGCCGGCCCUGAGGCGAUGCUCUGGCCUGGAACAGAAGCUGGCGGAACGGGAUAAGCAGCUGAGGACCUACAUCCAAGAGCUAAAUGCUCAGCAUGAAAUAGUACAGGAAAACGAACUGCUACGCCGUCGCCUGCACAUACCCGAUGAUGUUGUGGUCUUGUCCAAAAAUGUGCGUUCCAAGCAGCGGAACAAGGACAAGCAGAUCGAACGGCUGACCCUCAAAUUGCGCACAUCCGAGGAGCUGCGUCUUCAGCUGAAGCUGGACAAGAGUGAACUAAGGCGGAAGCUCUUGGAACUGCAAAAUGAACAGCCUCAGGCAAUGGACGAAUCUCUGCUGCAGCAGCCCAGCGAGGUGGGCGAAGUGCCCGCCAGUGUUCCGCUGGAGAGCUCACCACGACGUGGCCAGGGCGAUGGAGCAGCAAGCUCCGAAAUGCAAAAUCGUUACGAGGAAGUCCUGGCCGAGAAUGAGACUCUGCGCUCGGGCAUGUACGAGAUUCUGGAGAAGUUGCGGGAGUACGAUGCCACCUCGGAGCACAUAACCAUUGACUCCGAGCUCCUGCGUCGCCUUAUCGAGGCUCUUCCCAGUGGAGCAGCCACGCCACAACGUCUUCAAGGACAGCUGCUUGAGCUGAAGGCCCGCGAGGAGGCACUCCGUCAACUGUUGCAGCAGCAAAACUACAGUGACUCGGAAACGGGUGAAUUGUCUUCCGUGCAGAGCUUGUGUGAUGUUCCAGAGAUGCCGGAAGAGCCAGCCGACCCGGAGGAGGAUCCUCAGAUCAACACAGCCACGCGGCCUUCUUCGCCCACUGAAGCCACCGAGGGAUUGCAGCGACCUAUCAUACCGGAUGCAGACACAGAACCCAGGUCAGAGCUGCAGGCAGAGCUGGCCAUCCUCCGGAAACAUUACGAUGAACUGCGUCUGCACAUGUCCGCUGAUGGUAAUGAAUUGAUAAGCCGCAACCAGCAGCUCCAUGAUCAGUUGGUCAGCUUGGAGUUGCAGAUGGUCAAGCAAAGUAGUUCCUACGGUUACAUGCGCAAGGAUUACGAUCUACUGUUAACCGAUACCCGAAAGCAGGAACUUCACUUCAUCGAGGACAAGGCAUCCCUCUCCAGGCAAGUAGAGCUGCUAAAGACGGAACUGUCAGCCACUAGGAAUCAGUUGGAUGAGGUUCUAAGGCGGCAUCUGUACACUGCCGAGGAGCAGCAGCAGUUGGAGCAGCGUAAUGCCAUCCUGAGCAUGCAGCUGGGUCAAGCGAUGGAGCAGCUGAUGGGCGAGCUAAAGCUGCCCGAAAUAUGCGCAGAGUAUGGCAUAAUUAAGGAUAACUAUCAGCUGGACUAUAUCACGGCCGAGGACUUUGAGAAGCAGCAACAGGAGCUAUCCAAUUGGAGAACCAAGCAAGCGGAGCUGCAACGGGAGACGAAGCAGUUGGAGGGACUGCUGCAGGUGGCCAAUGGACAGAUCCACUCCCAGCAAAGGCUGCUCAAUGAGAUCACUGAUAACCACAUCAACCUGCGUCACCUGGUAGCCGAUCUUCAAAGCAGUUCCAAUGAGAAACUAAUGCUGGCCAAGGUACAGCGGGAUUUGGAUAGCGUCAAGACAGAGUGCUCUCGCUUGGAAACAGAGCGAGAGCAACUGCAGCUGAAGGCGGACUCCCUGCAAAACCAACUGGUGGCCAGCGAACUAACCCUUAAGCAGACGCAGCAGGACUUCCAGCAGGAGCGCAGCAACAGCGAUAUCAAGCACAAAUUCCUCAAGCAUUCGUUGUUCACAUUAAAAGAUAAAUAUGCCAAAUUUACGCCACUGAUCUUCCUCACCAACUUUGUGUUCGCCUACCAAAAGUUCCAGCGUCGCCUGGAGGAGGAGCAAGUGCAGCAACAACAGAAAACCGAUCACAGCGCUUUAAUUGAGGAGCUUGCUGAGGCUGUACAAGCCAAGAUUGCACCCAAUGAGGAGAGUUCCCAGCAGCUGAUCAAGCUCAUCAAGUCGGAGACCCAAACGAGACUCUUGGAACAGCGCUGUGAGAUUCUGCAAUCAAAGCAGCAGGAACUCCAUCGGGAACUGGGCGAGUUGAGGUUGCGCCAGGCCACCGACAUGGAACACUGGCAGACCAUUCAGGCUCUGUUCGGCGAGGGAGUUGCGCCAUCGCAGCUCAAAGUGGAUGCGGAAACCAACACAGAGCCAGCGACACCCAUUCCGGCCAUGCGAAGAGCCGCCCAGUUGAUAGACAAGCAAUCCUCACCCAUUGGUUCGCCACUAAGGCGGCAUCCUCACCUAGACACCUCCACGCAGGUGGAUUCAGUAAAACUUUCAGAGACGGCGGUCCAGACGAACGGCAUCGUCAGCCAACAGAAUCAGGCCGUACAGACAGCAGAGGCAGCGGAGGACAGCAGGAAGGAUUCCCACAAGGAGCUGCUGGAAAUGCAAUCUGCUCUCCAAGAGGCCAACCAGCGCAUAGAAGUCCUUUGUAAGCAACUUGAGGCUUCCAGGACGGAGACUCGCGAAUCCGAAAGUCCUCACAGUGGUGUUGUCGAAAAAACCAUACUCUCCUUCCACACACUACUCCUGGAGAAGGAUCAAUCCAUUCAGAAGUACCAAGACCUCUUGCAAACAGAGAGGGAUCAGAGCCAGCAGGCGAUAAGCAAACAAGCAGCUGAAAAUGAGUCCCUCAGGGCCACCGUCAACAAUCUGAACUUUAACAUAAAGACCAAAGAUGCCGAAAUUGAGGAGCUGAAGGCCAAACUGGAGAAGAAACUUAAAGCAACAGCGGAACGUAGUAGUCCUUCAGACGCCAGUUCAAGUUCUGAGACCUCCAUUCAUGAGCUAACUGAUGAGAAGAUCGAGGAACUCUUCGAGAGCAGUUCAGCGGAAAGAGUUCCAGAAGAGGUUGAGGUGAAUGUCGGACCAGAAGAAGCGGUAAAUGAGGAACCCGAUGGUGAGGAGGAGAAACAGGAUACAGAGGAGCUCAAAGAACUGCCUACUUUACAUAAGCAAAUCAAGGACCUAAAAGAUAAAUUGGAGUAUAGUGAGACGAACCUGAAAACUAGAGAAGAGGAAGUGGAAAUACUAAAGGAGAAGUUGAAACUCUGCCAGGAACGAGAGAAAUCUGUUGAGAGUAAUGCACCUCCUGAGAUGGAUCAACUACGCGUCUUCCUAGAUGAGAAGGAUAAGCACAUAAAAGACCUAAUGGAUACACUUAAGAACUUCCAUGACGACCAGCAGCGCUACAUCAAUGACACUUCCAAUUUCUCUGAGGAGCAGAUAGCCAAGCUCGCGGCGGAUCUCAAUCGCACAGAGGCCACAAAUAAGAUCUAUCACACCCAAAUGGAGGCUUUGCGUCGCCAAUUGGCCAAUGUGACGCAGCGCGAGAAACAGGCUCGUGAUCUAAGCCAAUCUCUCCGUCAGCAGCUGCUCAAGCGUCCUGUGGUGUCCAUCAAGACGGAGCUAAAUGCUCGAACGAAGAACGAGAACCAGCAGAAACGGAUCCACCAACUGGAGGCAGAUUUAGACGAGGCACGUGCCCAGUUGCAGCGCCAGCAAAGGCUCCUGGAGGCCAAGCGCACGAAGAGUGCCAAUGAGGUGGGUCUCUGGGAGAAGCAAAAGCGUUGGCAGCAGCAGGCUGAAAAGAACAAGGCAAGACUGGAGGAGACGGAAAUGGCUCUGGAGAAGACGCGCACCCUCCUACAAGCUGCACGCACUACCAUAGCCCGCCUGGAGAAGGACAAACAAAUGCUUGAGUCAAAGCUGGGCAGAAACGGACCUGCCAAUAAUGGAUCCACCAAUGCCCUCAAAUGCUGCCGCACUCCAUCGUGUCCCAAUCUACAGCAUGUAGGUGUGAGCAAGUUCACUCCGUCGCCGUCAGAGAGUCCGGAGACCUACACUGGUCCCAGCAGCGAGUGCAGCUCCCCGGCCCAUCAUCCCCAGUCCAGUGAUUCUCGCUUCUACGACCAAAGUCACGCGGAUCUGAUAGAAGCUCUCAAAUCUCGCAUAGAGCUGCAGCAGCGCAAGAUUAUCGCCAUGGAACUGGAGGGUAGGGGCAGUAAUGCUUUGACCACGGAGCUGGAGAAGCUGCAGGAACGUUGCCAGGCCAUAGAGGCGCAGAAUAUACGACUGGAGGCUAGGAAUCUGCAGCUGCAAUUAGAUACCGAUCUCUUGAAACAGGGUGACAGCAGUGAUCGUUUGCAAAAACGCAUUAAGCACUUGGAGGACUAUAUUCUGGCCUUAAAAGAGGAGAUGGCUCGUAACGAAUCCCGGCGAGAACUGUGCAAGUGCAGUGGCCUGAAGGUGAGCACCAAUCAGGGCCAGUCGGCAGAGCACACGAUUCUCUCGCUGCGUAAUCUCGUCGAGAAGCUGCGCUCCGAGAACAAGUUCCUCAAGGACGGCCGUCGAUCCACGGACUCUCGCAGCUCCACAGAUUCCACGCCUGUAGAGGCGGGGCGGUUGCAGCAACAACACGCAGAGGCUUUGGAGAAGAUUAACACCCUUCAGCAGGAGCUGCAAAAGCGAAGCAAGUGCGACCAGUGUGGAGGACGCAGUAAAGACGCCGCCAACGAGGAGCUCAAAUACAUCAAAGAGCAGCUGGUUAAAAAGACGCAACUCCUGCAAAAAGCUAAAGUCCUGCUGACGCGCGCCGCCGCCAAGGAAAAGGUGCUGCGGGAACAACUCGCCCUGUGGAAGCGCAAGUGCUCCGAGCUGCAGAACGUGCCCGUAAUCGAUGAAAUUAGCGAAUAAUCCAUUAUUAUUAUUAUAAGAUGAAUGUUGUACAGCGCAAGAGGAAUGAACUACAUUUUUU